Molecule: messenger RNA, 957 nt
Organism: Scomber japonicus (chub mackerel)
Lineage: Eukaryota; Metazoa; Chordata; Actinopteri; Scombriformes; Scombridae
Product: zf-DHHC domain-containing protein
Exons: 9
Coding region: 1-927 (308 amino acids)
Molecular function (GO): palmitoyltransferase activity
Source: RefSeq, a predicted model, not a curated record
AUGGCUCCUCUACGCUGCAGGCGGGACCCCUGCGGCGUUAUCUGUCUUAUUUUAACUUAUUUCAGCGUGUUUUACGCGGACUACGUGGUCAUACAGUAUGUCCUCAUCCCCGCCUACUCGGACAGUGUUUGGUGUACUCUACAUGGAUCAGUGUUCAACCUGAUUCUGCUGCUGCUGCUGGCCUGCCACUCCAAAGCUGUCUUCUCAGACCCUGGUAUGGUGCCUCUUCCUGACACAGCCAUAGACUUUUCAGACCUUCGCUCCCAGUCGUCUCGGAUGAAUGAGCGGGGCUGUGAGGGCUGGACGGUGUGCAGUCGCUGUGAAACCUACAGACCUCCCAGAGCGCAUCACUGCCGCGUCUGCCAGAGGUGUAUACGCCGCAUGGACCACCACUGUCCCUGGAUCAAUAACUGCGUAGGAGAGCUAAACCAGAAGUAUUUCAUCCAGUUUCUUUUUUACACAGGCAUGGCCAGUCUGUACUCCAUGGUGCUGGUGGUGUCUGCAUGGGUGUGGCGGAUAAGGAACGAGAGAGACGGCGAGGCAGAAAAAGAAGAAGGAGAAGAGACGCCCAGCAAACACCUGAUAGUUGCUCACUACAUCAUCCUCCUGGUGGAGUCGGUGUUGUUUGGCGUGUUUGUCAUGGUCAUCUUCUACGAUCAGUUGGUCUCCAUAAUCACGGACGAGACCCCAAUUGAACAGAUGAGGAACAGGCUGAUGAUAAAGGACAAAGGUUCUUCCUCCUCCUCGUCUUCCUCCUCUUCCUCGCAGCCACCUCACCAUCUGACGCACACCCGCAAGCCAAAGCUGGCUCUGCUGCGGGAGGUUUUCGGAAGAGGUUCGGUCUUUUGCUGGCUUCUUCCUCUCCACUCCAGCCCUCCGUCGGUCGGCGGCAUCAGCUACUCCGCCCUGCCUGACUACAAUGUCUGACCUUUGACCUGUGAGAGCGAGACGAGGCGA